GUUGUGGAUGCGGUGCAGUCUUGAAUUUCAGAGUCGCUUUUUUAAUCAGGGUUUGUCCGAGUCCACCGUGAGGUAAUGAAUUAAAUAAUGACGUGAAGUCUUGAAAAGUGAUUGUCUUCGGCUGAGAGGAUAACCUGCCAUUUUGGCUGUGACUGUCCAGGUUACCUCUGCGAUAAAAAACAGCAGCGUCCGGCCGGCCUCGGCUGAUCCGAAGUGAGAUUGGUGUGUAUCGAAAGGGGCUGGCAGGUCCGCUGUGUGUUUACCAGGGGAUAAUCAGUUUAUGCGAUGCAAGCUAUCGAUGAGGCGGACUUUGUUAACUGGAUUAAGGGUGGACACGGUCAUCACCGACGGGGGCCUUUGCGCAGCUUCUCUCGCAUCAAGGAGCAUCAAACCCGCUCGGUGCGUGAGGCGGUGGGUUUUCACUGUGGGACACCUUGGACAAAACAGCCCAGGACAGUCACUGUGUCCGAGGAAUCUCUGCGUAAGAUCACCAACACGCUGGCCUUAAAGAAUGAGGAGAUCACAAACUUCAUCUGCAGCCUCAAACAGAGCCUCGACAACCUAGAGAUGAACUCCAACCGAGUCCAGGAGGAUCUGGAGUCUGAGUUCAGCUCCCUCCACACUGUCCUCGAUGAGCUGAAGGAAAACAUGAUGACGCGCAUCAAACAGGAGAGGGCCAGCCGCACAUAUGAGCUACAGAGUCAGCUGAGUUCCUGCUCCAAAGCCCUGGAGAGCUCCGAGGAGCUGCUAGAGCUGGCCAAUCAGACGCUCUGCUCCUCUGAGACGGAUGGUUUCACACAGGCGGCCAAAGACAUUAAGGAUAGCGUGACAAUGGCCCCAGCCUUCCGCCUCUCCCUGAAGGCCAAAGCCAGUGACAACAUGAGUCACUUGAUGGUGGAUUUCAGCCAGGAGAGAGAGAUGCUGCGGGGCAUCAAGUUUCUCCCAGUGCCUGCCACUCCAGAGAUCCAAAUGUCCGAGUGCCAGGUGUGUGACAACACGGUGGCUAUAUCUUGGACCUUACCUGAGCCCGACAGCAAGAUAGACCACUAUAUUCUGGAACAUCGACGCACAAACCACGAGGGCCCGCCACGCAUCAGAGAGGAGUAUCCCUGGAUGGUGGUGGAGGGGAUACGAGAAAUGGAGCACACACUGACGGGCCUGCGCUUUGACACGCGGUACAUGACGUUCAGAGUGAGAGCGUGCAACAAGGCCGUCGCAGGAGAAUUCUCUGAGCCCGUUACACUAGAAACACAUGCCUUCCUGUUCAAACUGGACUCUGGGUCGGCCCACCAGAACCUGAGGGUGGAGGACCUGAACGUGGAGUGGGACAGCAGUGGAGGGAAGAUUCAGGACAUCCGCAAGGACAAGAACAGAACCAACUCGCCGCUGCACUCCCCAGCCAGGACAGCUUUGAUGUCACCUAAGAGAGCGCCCACUGCCCGGCCUGGCAGAGACAGAUUCACAGCUGAGUCCUACACAGUGCUGGCUGACACCGUGAUAGAUGCUGGCCAGCAGUACUGGGAGGUUCGGUUUGACAAGGAGAGCAAGGCCUUCGCCGUAGGUGUUGCGCUGCGGAGCCUGGGUCGAUUUGACCAGCUGGGGAAAAGCAGCGCUUCCUGGUGCAUCCAUCUGAACAACUGGCUGCAGCAGAGCCUCACAGCCAAGCACAACAACAAGGCCCGGACCCUGGACUGCCCCAUUCCGGACCGUAUAGGAGUCUACUGCAACUACGAGGAGGGCACACUGUCUUUCUACAACGCCAAAACCAAGCAGCUAAUGCACACCUUCAGAACCAAGUUCCAGCAGCCUAUCAUACCAGCCUUCAUGGUGUGGAACGGUAGUUUCUCAGUCCAGACGGGCCUGCAGGUUCCCAGCGUGGUGCAGAGCGGCCAGAGGAAGAACAGCGGCACCAGCAGCUCCAACGCCAGCCUCACUUAGACGCAUCCAGCCAGCCAGCUGGACGCCUGCCCAGCUCUGCCCAGCCACAGUCACCUACUGCAGAACAUUACCUCUGCCCGGGCUGCGGUCAAAGCCAUAUCAUGGAAGAGUUAAAUCACUGGAACACGAUGGUCGGGCUGUUCCACAUCUAAGUCUGUGUUGCAUGAUGACAAAAAUGGUUUGGGGGAAUAAGUGAAUCAUCUGACCCCACAGUGACAGAAUUCUUCAGUUUUAUGACUCUGGCUGUUGUCACGCUUGGGACACAUUAAGCGUAGUCUCGUUUUUUGCUCUCCACACAUUCGUUUAGCACUGUCCCACUGCUACUAGAGCAAUGGUUUAGCGCUGGCCGCUGCCCCCCAGUCCCAUCUCCAAACUUAUCAUCAUACUGUCAUGCAGCCAGCUGCAGGUGUACGAUCAAGCCCUGCCUUGUCUAACUCUGCUCUCUCCCUGUGCCUUCCUCAUCUCAUAUCCAAAGGCCAAAUCAGGUGAUCCACAGCAACAUGCUAAUAUUUCAGUGCAAGAGAUGGUCUCCUUUGUGCAACUUAAAACAGCGUAUCGUGUCAGUGUCCAUGUAAUAUAGCUCAGUAGUAAUUAUCCCAUACUGAAUCUUCUUCCUCUGAGUUUUUAUGUAGUGCAAAGUCAACCCACACGGCAAACCUAUGUAACCCAAAUAACUGCUCGUAGACAAUGCUACUGUAUAAAAUGUAGUUCAUUGCUUAAUCAGGAACAUUAUGGACUCUAGACUAUACUUUGCCAGCCAACUAGUGGACUAUGAAGCUGAAACUAGAUCAGCAAAGUGGAGAUGUGGUGUUGCGAUACUUGACAAAGACCCAUGUAGAGAAACAGUAUUUGCUGUAAUUCACUUUGUAGUCAGGUGGCACUUCUGUUGUGCAGCAGACUUGAGUCUCCAGCCUCCUACUGACGUCGUACUGAAUUAGUUUUCUUAAUUCAAGUCAGUGUUGGCUGUUGGUGUUCAUCUGACGACCUCACUCCGUACAAAGAGAGGGGGCUGUUUCUCAAAAACAGUGUUGCUUCUUGUAGUUCGAGUCAUCAGCUCUUUGGACAUCUAUUCAAGGCUUUAGGAACGACUGUAAUUUACAAAUUAUAUUAACCGUAGGUCUGCCUGUCCUCUAAUGCCUGUUUUUACAUAUGUGUGCCCACCUAACAUCACUGUUUUAUUUCCUGAAGAAAGAAGCCAACAUGAGCAGGGGACCAGCCUGACGCUGUCCUCAGUCCUAAUAUAACACAUAGCUUAGCCAGAAUCGUUAGAAAACAAGCUGUAUUUAGAGACUUGUUAACCCAGUCUGGGGUAUUUCUGGGUGAGAAAUAAUGGUGAGAGGUGACUGACUCUGGAAAGUGUUUACUGCUGUUAUAAAGUCCCUAUUUGUGCACCACUUCAACUCUGGGUCGCUUUUAUAUUCUAAACUAUGGUACAGUCUUGCUCUGUCAUGUUGCUCUUUCUGUAUGCAUCCCCUAAACACUUAUAGCCUGCAAUGCUUUAAAUACACUUCCAGUUGAGAAUAAUUAUCUUUAUUUCACAUGUAAAAGUAAUUUCACAAUGUAUUGUAAAUAGUUUUAAUUUUUUCCACUAUAAUGUAUCAGUCAUUGAGGUAAUAAAGGAGUAAGAGAA
Myripristis murdjan (pinecone soldierfish) is the source of this 3568-nucleotide messenger RNA. RefSeq names its product fibronectin type III and SPRY domain containing 1 (gene fsd1). NCBI's taxonomy places the organism in Eukaryota, Metazoa, Chordata, Actinopteri, Holocentriformes, Holocentridae. Gene Ontology annotation, molecular function: microtubule binding. The coding region runs from base 286 to 1938 and encodes 550 amino acids. Gene Ontology annotation, cellular component: microtubule. The record is from RefSeq and is a predicted model, not a curated record. Gene Ontology annotation, biological process: regulation of mitotic spindle organization; regulation of cell division. The transcript is spliced from 13 exons.